This is a messenger RNA of Hordeum vulgare subsp. vulgare (domesticated barley), 356 nucleotides long. RefSeq names its product thioredoxin-like protein YLS8. Gene Ontology annotation, cellular component: U5 snRNP; spliceosomal complex; U4/U6 x U5 tri-snRNP complex. Gene Ontology annotation, biological process: mRNA splicing, via spliceosome. The record is from RefSeq and is a predicted model, not a curated record. NCBI's taxonomy places the organism in Eukaryota, Viridiplantae, Streptophyta, Magnoliopsida, Poales, Poaceae. Bases 96 to 356 code for a protein of 86 amino acids. The transcript is spliced from 2 exons.
UGUUGCUGAAGCAGGUUCAUUUUCAGGAGUUGUGGGUACAAGUUAUCUGAUAAACGGUGUUUCUUUGCAGAGUCGACUAUGUUGUUCUAACAAGCAUGGAUAGAGAUGACAUACCUGAUGGUGCAAGUUUCCAUUUUGCUGAGACAAUGGAUGAGGUGCUGUCAGGGGUGGCUGAUACCAUAAAGAACUUUGCGGUGAUCUACCUUGUUGACACCACGGAGGUUUCCGACUUCAACACCAUGUACGAGCUGUACGACCCGUCGAAGGUGAUGUUCUUCUUCCGCAACAAGCACAUCAAUAAGGGGCGUGGUCUGGUGAUUGUUCCCAAGGAUUACUCCACCAAAUACCGUUACUGA